UGGCUUAAAGCCAUAUACCGAACCGAACCGAACCGAUAUGUAGGGUUUUUUAAUUAUUUCGGAACACUCUGAUCGAAGGAAAAUAACCUCAUUAAUUUAUUUCCACUAUACGUGAAGAUACAAAAUCGGUUGUCAUUGAUAAAAUAUUGAAUAAUAUAAUACAUUUUUUCUGCAAUGUCAUCCAAUAACGAAGAGACGCAAUUUAAAAUAUAUAAUGACGAUUCACGAAUUCCUUGUCAAUACGGUACAAAAUGUUAUCAAAAAAAUCCGCAACAUCUCAGCAAAUAUAAACACCCGCCAAAAGAGGAAACGGUAAAGCAAAAGAAGGAAAUGCUAAUCACUGGUGUAAAAAGAAAGAAUCUUGUAAAAAAUGAUAGGAAGAAAGCAGAAUCCAAAAAUCCACUAAAGAAAUUGCAAAAAAUAAACGAUAGUGUUGAAAGAAAUGUACAUAAUCUUUCGCCGAGUUCAGAAAGCGACGAAAUGAAAAGCAGUGAUGAGGAUAACAAUCAACAUUUAAAUACAAACAUAGAAAUAUUAAGUAAUGAUAAAAAUAUGACAAUUAUAGAGAUAAAUAAAUUAAAUGAAUAUCAUUGUUCUUCUAAUUCUGCUGAGUUUAAUGCAGGUGAAAAUUUAUCAAUAUCUGAUAUUGAUGCUCAAAAAAUCAUCACAGAAUUAUUUUUGGUUGAGAUGCCAAAAGAUUUCUAUCAAUUUUAUGAAUUUUGUAAAAGUAUAUCGAAAGAUAAUCCUCUUUUGGCACUUAAAUCUGUUUGUUUAAAGCUUGUGGGGCCAUAUGAUAUAUUGGGAGGUAAGAUAAAAAAUUUGACAAGUGAAAAAGAUAAAGAAAAAUAUUUGACACAUUGGAGAUAUUAUUAUGACACACCAGAAUUUCAGACUAUUAUAAUGUGUGACAAUAAAGAAGGGUUACAUUUUGGUUACUGGCGAGAUGAUGCUACAGAAAAACCUGUGUUUGUAGCAAAGAAUUGUGAAAAUAUUAGUUGUGUAUUUGAAUCUAUUGCAGAAAAUAUAUUUGGUGCUAUUGAUACUUAUCUACAAGGCAAAGUAAAAUCAGCCAAUCCAUUCGAAAAGACCAGCAUAAUCCGUUUACAUUCAAAAUUAAAGAACUUUGCCAAACAGCAUGACAUAACUUUAGAAAAAAACACUGUAGAUAUGCGUUCAAGAGAAAGGAAAGUUGUAGCACGUACCUUUCAUAAAGCAGGUAUUGUAGUCCCAUAUGAUAAGAAGACUCAAUUGGGUUAUAGAGAUUUAGCAGCAACAGAUAAUAUAUUACAAAAGAUAUUGAAGCAAAUAGAAGAGGCUGACACUCAAGAGAAAAGGAAGACAUCAAUCACGCAACUCGAUGAGAUUGUGAGGUUGGCGACGAUAGCUGCAGAUGAAUGCGACUUUGGUACUUGUUUAGAGCUGGGACAUGAUCUCUUCUCAAACGGCAGCAUCCACGUACAAGGCAGGGCCUUACAGAUGUUAUCCAUUGCUUACACCCAUUUACAAAGACCUCAGCUGUUAGAAAUAUUGAAAGCGCACUUGAAGGACAGAAGGAAAGGCUGCAAAUUAAGUGUGAUUUAAAAACUUAUUUAUUUACGUGUUUUAUAUAAAAAUGGAAAACAUUAACAGCUAUAUAUAUAUUUUAAGUCAAACUUUGAUGUCCUAUUAAAUUGUACUACAUCCAGCUAUGAUCCCUUAUUGGAGUUUAUUUUGUGUUUUGUUAUUGACAUCGUGAUUACAUAUAUAAAUUCAAAUUAAUAUUUUUAAUAAAAAUCUAGAACCAUUGAGAAGAUGAUUUAAUUUCGUAAACAAUAAGAUAAAUGUAACUGUAAAAAUAUACAA
Messenger RNA from Harpegnathos saltator (Jerdon's jumping ant), 1842 nucleotides. It is a transcript of the gene Hpf1, whose product is annotated as Histone PARylation factor 1. Bases 175 to 1581 code for a protein of 468 amino acids. The record is from RefSeq and is a predicted model, not a curated record. Gene Ontology annotation, molecular function: poly-ADP-D-ribose binding; histone binding. Gene Ontology annotation, biological process: DNA damage response; regulation of protein ADP-ribosylation. The transcript is spliced from 5 exons. Gene Ontology annotation, cellular component: nucleus. NCBI's taxonomy places the organism in Eukaryota, Metazoa, Arthropoda, Insecta, Hymenoptera, Formicidae.